Molecule: messenger RNA, 2954 nt
Organism: Thecamonas trahens ATCC 50062
Lineage: Eukaryota; Apusomonadida; Apusomonadidae
Exons: 1
Coding region: 82-2898 (938 amino acids)
Source: RefSeq, a predicted model, not a curated record
GGCGCCGAAAGGAGAAAGCAGGGAUUAGCUAGCAGCGACAAGCCUUUUCUGUAGGUAGGGUACGGGGCACUCUUCUCUGGCAUGUCUGACGUUGAGUCAGGCUCUGCAGCUGGGUCCAUGGCCGGCGUCGAGGCUGGGCCGAGCCGCCCGAGAGGCGCGACGGCACCGGGCGGGCAGCUGCAUGGCCUCGCGCGAGUGACCUUUGUGCUCGAAUCGUUUGUUAAUGUGGAUCUGUUUGAGCGCGGAGUGUACGAGCUGCGGCUGUCGGUGGCGACGGCCGAGUCGAACGUGCCUGCCCGCCCGACAUCGUGCAGCAAAGCGUCUGCGGCCCCGCUGACCAAGGCGCUGAUGACGCACUGCCCGUUGCACCGGCACGUCCGCUCGGGCUCGGGCUCUGGUGUUGCCGAUGGCGAGCCCGGUGUUGUUGUUGAUGUUUGCUCGAGCGAUGCUGUCGACGAGUCAUCGUUCGAGGCAGAGGCCGCGUCGGCCAACGUCGUGUCGAGGCCGUACAUCGCCGGCGACGUCUUCCACUCGGCGCAGUUUGAGAUCCGGUACCAAGCCGAGGCUGCUGUCCUUAACGACGUGGUGGUCUUUGAAGUCGCGCUUGCCGAGGCUGCAAGCGGGGUGUGUGAGGACAUGCUCGCUACCGUUGAGUUGUGGUACUCGACCGAGUUCAAUGGGCAGGCGCUCAAGUGCGCAGCAGUGCGGCGGUAUCUUCUGGCGAGUCCCGAGACCACAGUCCAUGCGCACGCGUACUACGAAGUUACGUUUGGCGAGUCGUUCUUCGGCCUGCUGCACCUGUUGGCGCACUCUGCGCUUGUGGCACUGACGCUGCAGGCGCCGCCGCUGCCGCGCCCGCGGCGACAGAAGCUCUUCCCUGCCGUCUUUCCUCCACAUCCGACGCCGCCACGGUCGCCCAAGUCGGUUUCGGCAUCGGUAGCCGACUUGGUAGCGGCGCCGUCGGCGCUGCCGCCGUCGUCGGUCCUGGACCGCCUUGCUGCUGCGUACAAGGUUCAGAGCGCCGCUUUCUGCGAGCUGUGGGCGACAUGCUCGGGCUCGCGGACCACGCUCGGAUUUCUCAUUGCCUCGGAGCCCGGCUUGCAUCUGCAUCCCCGGGCCCGUGAUCUCGACGCCAUGAUCGAGACUGCGACGGCGCUGGCUGACCCGGCCCGGGCCGCCACGGUCGGUGCCGAAGCGCGGGCGCGGCUCGAGUCUGGUGUUACUGCGCUUGGGCCGGAUGCGUGCGAAACGACAGUUGGCUUGCUGCUGCUCGACGAGUUGACCUCGCUUGCAGAUGCACUCGACGAGCUGCACACCACCUACGUCGGCUGUCUCAUCCUCGCUCACACCCCGAGCCUGCGGCAGCAGCUGCGUACGCGAUUCGAGCGCUACAGACUCCAUGGAUGGGCCGACAACGUGUUCCGGUACCACACACCGCUAUCAUCGAGUGCGACGCCCGGCCUAGCGUCAAGCGCGCACCUGUUUAACUCGCAGCGCAUGGUCUGGCACCGUGAGUUGGCGGGUAUGCUGGCCAAGGUGCGGUUGGCCGAGCGCCCACGCGACCCGAUCGUUGACCUCUCGCCGGACGCGCCGUUUCGGGCCAAGCAUGUGGUGUUUCAGGACAUUGUUCACGUUGGACCUGACGUUCCGCCAACAUGGAAUUGGGCGGCACCGGCGGCAUCGGCAGCAAGGCGGGCUGGCGAGGCAGGGCCAAGUGAGUCGUCUGCGUCGGCACCCGCAACCGGCACGGCGGCGUCGGGCUCGAGCUCGUCGCGGCUCUCAGACUCGGGCGAGGGCGAGCCGCUGAGCCCGCCACCAGCUUAUGAGAUGCCAUCGCCGGCGGCGAGUGUUGUUGACGAGUUUAUGGCAGCUGCUGGAGGAGGCGAUGACCAGCUCCGAGUUCUGGGGCUUGAAGACGAGGAGACAUUGCUGGCGAAUGUGCCUGAGCCGAGUCUUGCGGCGGGGACGGUCCAUCUGUUUGUGUACGUUCACGGGCUCGCGGGCAACGCGUUUGACCUGCGGUUGCUCCGCAACGAACUGGCGAUUCUGUUUCCCGAGGCGGAGCACUUGCUCUCUGCGGCAAACGAGAAGGACACGCUGUGCGACAUCGACGAGAUGGCGGAGCGGCUGGCGCACGAGAUUUGGCUCUUUGUGCGGAGCGAGAGGCUCCGAAUUGGCGCGCUCUCGUUUGUGGGCCACUCACUGGGGACCAUCAUUGUCCGCGCUGCACUGAGUAAGCGCGAGCUGUGCGAGUUUCUCCCACGCCUCCACGCUUUUGUCUCGCUCUCGGGUCCGCACUGUGGGACCAUGUUUGGCUCGUCGACGCUUGUGGGCUCGGCCAUGUGGCUUCUUAAGAAGUGGAAGCGAUCGACGUGCCUGGCGCAGCUCUCACUGACCGACGCUGACACUCUCGAAGAGACCUUUAUGUACAAGCUUGCGCACGACGCAAACUUUGGCCUCUUUUCAGUGGUCCUCCUUGUCUCGUCGCCGCAGGAUCGCUACGUCCCUUAUGCAUCGUCGCGGAUGGAGCUCUCACCCGAGGCGCUGUACUCUAAGGAAAAGGGCUCGGCAUAUCUCGCCAUCCUGGACGCACUCUUUACCGUGCUUGCCUCGACUACCGUCAUCCGGACCGACGUCAUGUUUGAUGUAGACUCGCUCUCGCUCGACUCGAUGGUCGGGCGCGCAGCGCACAUCCUGAUGCUCGACUCGACACCAUUCCUCGCCAUGUUUGCCACUCUUGCUCGCAACUAUCUGGUGCCGACAAAGCGGCGGAGUAUGUAUCCUGGUGUCGACAGCGUGUCCGAGCCGGCGGCAGCGUCGUCGUCAGCAUCUUCAGCAUCGUCGUCGUCGUGCCUCACGCCAGACACGCCGUUUGUGCCGGUGGUGCCUGGUGUGUGAGAUUGAUGUCUUUACUGUGUUGAAAAUAAGGUUGGUAGCAGGUCUAGACUACUCGG